AUGGAUGAGGUUUUAGAGAAAUUGAACCUUGGUCGCUUCAUUGAUAAGUUUAAAGAACAAAAGAUCUCAGCCGAUAUGAUAUGCAAGUUGUCGUUGCAAGAGUAUGCAAUGUUGGGUAUAAACGACCGACAAGAUAUUAUGGCACUCCGAAUAGCUUGUUCAACGUAUGGAGAAAAACCACCUACAAAGUUAAAUUCAUUUUGUGGCGCCCCCCAGUUUCUCAUUCCAAAGAGUGUAUUAGAGUGCUGGUUGGACGACGACUUUACCAUUAAAGAGAUAUCGAGGUUGUUGUCUGUUUCAGAGAGUACAAUUUAUCGGAGAAUGCGUGAAUAUGGCCUCAGUAAAUUACAAUUUACGGAUAUCUCGGAUCAUGAUCUUGAUCUCCAGGUGAGUAUUAUCCAGGCUGUCCAGACCUCUCAACUUUGCAGAGAAGUUAUGCACCUAUCAAUGUUUCCCCCCUGAGGGGGGGGGGGUGCGGGCAAAAUUCUCCACUAUAUUUCCUAAGAUAACAAGGCACACAUAUGUUUUCCAAUGCGAACAUACAGUCUAUACUGGUUUAAACUUGGUAAAAAUUGAGACACUGUGUAUAAAAUACCUUUAUCGAUGAAACUUGAUCGUGCUUCUCCGCCAUACUUGUUAACAGGCCUUUAAUGUCAAAACCGCGCAAAUUUUCAAGAUGGCGGAUGUCAAAAUUUCCCGACUCUGGGAGUUUAUGCAUAGGUCAAAUUCCCCUCCCUGGUGCUUCAUAGUGUGGUCAAAGUCCCCUGGGUCGCCCCCCCCCCCUCAGGGGGAAAACAAUGAUAGGUGCAUUAUGAUGUUACUCUUGAGUGUGUAUCCACACUGGGCAAGCUUGAAAAAUUCAAACAGUUCAAAUUGUGAAACGUUUGCUAUCGAAAGCAAAACAAGAUGGAAAAGAUCCGUACCUAAGUUUGUUGGAGUAUCGCAACACACCCAUAGGUAACGUAGCUUCACCAGCACAAAUAUUGAUGAGCCGACGUUUGCGUUCGCACUUACCAACUACCCCAAAUCAACUUCAGCCAAAAGUUGUUGAUCCUGAGAGAAUGAAAGAAAAGUUCGAAGAAAAACAAAGAAAGCAAAAACGAUAUUAUGACAGAGGGUCCACGGAGCUUCCCGCAUUGCAAGAAGGAGAAGCAGUACGAGUACAAGUACAGAAUAAGUGGAAACCAGCAGUGAUCAAAGAGAAACUGAAAACACCUAGAUCGUACAUCAUUCAAACACCCAAUGGUCAACGAUUUAGAAGAAACAGAAAUCAUAUCAGAAAGCAGAAGUAUGGUGUUCAGAUAUCAAGACAGUGGGAACCAAUUGAAGAUUUCCAGUCUGAUGGUGCCAGAGAAGUUCGUGAGGAACAAGUCUCAGAGCCAAGUACUGAACAAUAUUAUAAAACUAGAAGCGGACGAUUGAGUAAGCCACCUGAGAGAUAUCAAGCAUGUUAA
Paramuricea clavata is the source of this 1454-nucleotide messenger RNA. NCBI's taxonomy places the organism in Eukaryota, Metazoa, Cnidaria, Anthozoa, Malacalcyonacea, Plexauridae. The record is from the annotation of a GenBank genome assembly.